AUGUCGUCCGAGUCUCGCCCCAACAAGCGGCCGGCGCCCGAUUCCGGGGAUACUGGUUCCAAGAAGAAGCGUAGAAGAAAGCCCAAGCACAGCGCCGAGGAUGACGAGCUGAUCGAUCUUGAAAUCGGCGUAAACGGCGCCAUCGCCAAGAUGGACAGCCAGCUUCUUGCCGAUCAUCUCGCGCAAAGGACCUCUCGUUUCGGCACGGAUCUGAGCCCCGUCGAACUUUCUGACCUCUCUAUAUCUGCCGUCUCCAUCCAGGACACCACAUCUUGGAAGGAACAGAGGAUAACGGACCGUCUCCCGGACUUCCUUGAGAAGUUUACGGGUGAUCCGGCCUCACUUUCGAAGGCCCCCAAAGCCACCGGUGCUCCACAUACACUCAUCGUCACUGGUGGUGGGUUAAGAGCUGCUAAUGUUGUACGGGCUGUGAGAAAGUUCCAGUCUAAAGACAACACGGUAGCUAAACUGUUUGCUAAACAUAUGAAAAUCGAGGAGCAAGUCGGCUUCUUGGGCAAGUCACGCGCGGGAAUCGGAGUAGGCACCCCCGCGCGGUUGUCCGACCUCAUCGAGAAUGGCGCUCUUUCGCUCACCCACCUGAAGAGGAUAGUAGUAGAUGCAUCGCACGUUGACCAGAAAAAGCGAGGCGUUAUGGAUAUGAAGGAUACCAUGAUACCCCUUGCCCGUCUGCUCUCAAGGAAAGCGCUAAAAGAUCGCUAUGCUGCCGCUGAAAAGUCUGUGGAUUUGCUGUUCUAUUAA
Messenger RNA from Parascedosporium putredinis, 759 nucleotides. The record is from the annotation of a GenBank genome assembly. NCBI's taxonomy places the organism in Eukaryota, Fungi, Ascomycota, Sordariomycetes, Microascales, Microascaceae.